Messenger RNA from Hydractinia symbiolongicarpus, 1777 nucleotides. RefSeq lists its product as uncharacterized. The transcript is spliced from 7 exons. Gene Ontology annotation, cellular component: membrane. Lineage: Eukaryota; Metazoa; Cnidaria; Hydrozoa; Anthoathecata; Hydractiniidae. Bases 170 to 1381 code for a protein of 403 amino acids. The record is from RefSeq and is a predicted model, not a curated record.
ACUAAACUACAUAAACAGAACAUAAUGGCGAAGUAGAAAGUGAGCAAAUAGAACAGAAAGUGUGUGGGAUACAGGAAGAAAUUUGUUGCAGGCUGACGCAUUAUUUACUGUUCCCAUCAAAAAUAUUUGGUAAAGAUACAAUGUAUCUUGAUAUAUUAGGAGAAAAGUUAUGCUCAUUUUAAACGUAUCCUUACUUUUGAUUUCUCUCUGUCAAGGUUUUUCAAGAAGUGCUAGCCUUCAUAAUCAUAGAGGUGCAGGAGCGUUCAACCAUGGUGUAGAUGAUUAUGAAAAUGAUGACUAUGGGACACGUGAAGAUGCUUUACUUCAAGUCAUUGAUGCAAUACAGGAAGAAGAAGAAAACAGAUAUAGAAAACGUCAAGUACCAAGAGUAAAACGAUACAGAAUUUAUAAUGACGAUGGUGACGAAGAUGAAGAUGAUGGUUAUGAUGAAUAUGAUCAGGAGGAUUUCAAAUAUGCCCUAAAAAGCGCUUUUGAAAAUGCUAAGCAUGAUUACAUACACCAGCAUCAUAAGAAGAAAAAGAAAGAAUUAGUACAUCAUACAAAACACCAUGUCAAGAAGGCUUUGCAUUAUUUACACCAUAAUGAUAAUGAAAAUAAAAAAAUGAUUGUUGCUAGAAAAAAAGACAGUCUGUUAAACAAAAGGAAAAUUGAGAAUGAUGUUCCAGAAUAUGUUAAGCAACCUGUCAAGAAAGAUGUUGAUAAUGAUCAAAUAGCAAGUAUUAAAGUUGAUGAUUCUGUUGAAAAGCGGCAAAAACUUAUUAAUGAUAUUGAUGCAAAGGAGGUGUUUUAUGAGCCCAAUGUCAAUGUAUCAAAAAAUGCUACAAAAAGUCCAUCUCAUGCUCAUGUGAAAGGUAGCAAAGUAACUUCUAACAAACUGAACAAAGAUGGUCUUGAUCAUGUUUCAUUUAUAGCUGUUAUUGCUGGUUGCUGUGUAGCAGGACUUGCAGGGAUAAUACUUGCUGGAUACUGCUGGUUCAAACUUCGUCAAGAAACAAAAGAAAAGAAUGUGUUACCAGAAACUGGCAAAAUAAAUUCGCCAAAUGGGAAAAAGGGUAAAACAAACGAUGACAAAAUGGUCCAAAGUGCGGAGGUAUUUCAUUAUCAACACGCUAAAAAACAAAUGCAACAAAUGGAACCAACCGAUGUGGCGGAGAAAUACCACAUGGAGGGUAGUUCUGACGAAGAAGAAGAAGACGAAGAUACUGUGUAUGAAUGUCCUGGUCUUGCUGCUCCUGGUGAUAUGAAGAUUGUUAACCCAUUGUUCAGUGAUGCAGAAAGUCACCAUAGCGACAAGCAGAGCGACAAUCAAAGUCAAGGGGACACUCCAACGGAAGACGAGCCGAAGCUUCAUCCGAAAUAGUUUGUGAAAUAAAUUAUUCUCAAAGUAGACAUGAUUUUGGGUUAUUUUUUUGGUGUAGAAUUUCAUUUUGGUUUUUCUAUAUAAAUAUAUAUAAAUAUAAUAUACAUAUUUUGUUUAUAAUACACUUAGUGUUUGUCUAUUUUUUUCAUCGUAUAUUUUAUACAAGACCGUAUAUAGUGAAAUGAGUGGUGAUUUUUUCUUCCUCUGAUAACUAUGGUGAAAAUUAAAUGCGCUCGAUUGGGAUGAUCUAUCUUUGCUUAUGAAGAUUUAUUUUUCUUUUAUAUACUUCACACUGAAGUUAUGAUUAACUUUCAAACCAUCCAGCACGCAGUUCUAUAAUAUGUAUUAUUUAAAUUAGGUUGAAAAAAAACCCAUGAAUAUAUGUCGGUUGGAGAA